This is a messenger RNA of Oppiella nova, 2949 nucleotides long. The record is from the annotation of a GenBank genome assembly. NCBI's taxonomy places the organism in Eukaryota, Metazoa, Arthropoda, Arachnida, Sarcoptiformes, Oppiidae.
AUGUCCGAUGAGGAACUGUACGAUGUAAGUAGCACCAGUAUUGGCACACAUUUACCUCAAAACAUAUCUCAACUAAUCGGUGAUGCCUUUUAUCUGGCAUUUAAUGGAUUAAUUGAUUACGAGAUCGCAUUGAAUUUGACUAAAUAUCUCGCUUUUGACGGCUCAGUUAACUCGUGGACUACCGCUCAGACAGUAUUUUCCAAUAUUAAGCCAUUUAUCAUAUCUGAUGUUAAAAUAGCACUUAAUUAUUAUGUGAGUGAUAUAAUUGGCAAACAAUACAAGACAUUGGGAUGGGAUGACUAUGAAGGAAGUGGUGAUCACCAGAAAGUAUUACUUCAAUCCCUUGUGUUAGACAUCGCAUGCGAAUACGAAAUGCUUGAAUGUCUGCAAACUUCACGACAAAAGUUUAUUGAAUGGAAAACUGAUACUAAUUAUAAGAUUACUACUAAUUUACUGCCGAUUAUCUUAAAAUAUGGUAUUCAAGACAUAAACAAAUACCUGUAUAUAAAAAGUACAGAAACAAAUGAGAAACUUUUAAGUAAAGCAAGUGAUGAGAAGCUUAUACAAAAAGAAGAUUAUUUGCAGUUUUUAAUAAACAUAACACUUAACAGUGAACCACAUGUUGCGGAUAUAGUAUUUCAAUUUUUCGACAACUAUUCAAAUGACAAUCUGUUUAAAGAUAAGGCAUUAGUAGUAUUGGACAAUAAUAUCGCAUGGAUUGACAGAUAUAAGGCACCGGUAGUUGAAUGGAUUACCAAUCAAUGUCCAAAUGAGGUGUGCGUUUGGCAUGACUUCCGACUCAAUCCACAAGUAAUUCCUCUGCAAUACUAUCUAACCCUAAGAAUCGACGUAAACAACGAUGUCUUCAGCGGAAGUGUUGACAUUGAUGUGAGUGUCGACAAAGACAUCGAGUACUUUGUGGUACAUUCAGCCAACAAACUUAAGAUUAUCUCAACAAAUGUCACUAUCAACGGAACUGGAGCUCAAUUACCUAUUAGACAGACUUUCCAUUACUCGCCAAACGACUACUUUAUCAUACAAUUAGCCAAUAAGUCGACGCCCAAUACCUAUCGACUGAAGUUUGCAUUUGAAUCCAUACUGACCAACGACUGGAACUCCGGUCUCUAUAAGAUAUCCUAUGAAUAUAACGGCGAGACUAUCGGUGCGGCCGCCACUCAGUUAUGGCCAGAAAACACCCGCAAAGUGUUUCCCUGUUUUGAUGACAUUUUGUUUAAAUCUCGUUUUGAUAUAACAUUAAUACACGAAUCGGUUAUGAAUACAACACUCACUAAUAUGCCGGCUAUUGAUACUCGACCCAACACACCGGCGCCCGGAUGGACGACUACUAAAUACCAGAAUUCAGUUUCGAUGGUUACCUAUUUGGUGGCCAUAAUUGUCAGUGACUUUGUCUGUCACUCAAUCGAUAGGAAUAUUACAGGAAUGGGCUAUGAUACCAGGGUCUGUGCCACCCGUCCCAUGGAGUAUAAACUAGGGUACGCCACACAGACUGUCCCCAAAGUGUUUCAUGUAUUUGAGGACUAUUUGGGUGUUAAGUAUUCGCUACCAAAAUCCGAUUUAGUAGCCGUUCCCGACUUUAUGGGAGGUAUGGAGAACUGGGGGUUAGUUACGUUUGACGAGAGUUCCCUAUUAUGGACCCCCAAUGAGGAUACCAGUGCUAAUAAAAUGAAUGUCAAUUUGUUUAUAUCUCAUGAAUUGGCGCAUAUGUGGUUCGGAAAUCUGGUUACAUGUCAUACGUGGGCCCACUUUUGGCUCAAUGAAGGGUUUGCAUCAUUCAUGCAAAAUGUGGGCAUAAAUGGCACGGAAUCUCAAUGGGAUUAUUGGGACUUAUUUAUCAAUAAUACCCUUUCGAGUGCUAUCAAAGGAGAUAUAGUGGAAUCGUCGCCACCUAUUAUACAGCCUGUGCUCAAGUACUCGGACAUGAUUUUUUCAAGUGCUAUACUCUAUGACAAAGGAUCUGUAGUCAUACGAAUGUUGGAGUUUGUAAUGGGAAAGCAUGCUUUUAGAGAUGGUAUACAAAAAUACAUUAAACAAUAUGCUUAUAAAUCAGUGAUCACUGAGAAUUUAUGGGAUUCAUUGAAUGCAACAUUUCCUAAAGUACAUGUAGUUGAAUUAAUGGACAACUGGACCACAAAACCUGGUUUUCCAUACAUUACUAUCAAAAGAGAUCCACAAAAUCCCAACACUAUUACUAUAACUCAGGAAAGAGGAAUGUAUUUCAUUGACUAUACACUCGAAGAGUGGAACAAAUGGAUCACUGCUUUGGUCACCAAUGAAGACAAUAUUGUAGACAAACUCACAGCCAAUGAGAGAUCGGAAUUCAUUUUGGAGACAUUUUAUUUGUCGAAAGCAAACAAACUGUCGGUUAUUAAGCCCUUAGAGUUGUGUCAAUAUCUGGUGAAUGAAACCCAUUUCACUCCGUGGGCUGUAUUUAACACUAUAUUGGGUUGGGAUGACAGGGAGGGCACCGACACUCACAAGAGAAUGAGAGGUCUUGUCAUUGAAAUGAGUUGUGGAAAUGGAUAUCAGAAAUGUAUGGAAGAGUCAUAUAAAGAGUUUACAAAAUGGAAAUCCGGUCAACCACUACCUCCUAAUCUCAUGACAUAUAUCCUCUCAUUUGGUCUCAAAUACAGCAAUAAUUUCGAAGACUUUGAAUACACUAGAGAUACAAAGCUAUUGAAUGAACUUUUGGAGCGAUCAGUGAAUAACUCAUCGGUUUCUGAGACCCACUUCUCGUCCCUAUUGUCAGACCUGUCCUCCAAUUCCUAUGCCUUACCCAUAGUGGAGAACUUCCUAAAUCUGUACCCAAACACUGGUCUUACAAAUGAGAGUCGUGUGAAUGGAUUGACAAAAAUCCAGCAAAAUAUAGAUUGGAUUCAACACAACGCCGACACUAUUGGCCAGUGGUUGAGAGACAACCGGUUAAUAUAG